AUGUCCUCCACCGGGAACCUCUCAGAAGAGCAGGUCCACUGCUCCAUCUGCCUGGACGUUUUCACCAACCCUGUGUCCAUCCCAUGUGGACACAACUUUUGCCAGAGCUGCAUCCUGGGAUACUGGAAGAGCAGCCCACUAUACCAGUGUCCAAUGUGCAAAAAGUCUUUCUACAAGAGACCCGACAUCAGCAUCAACACCGUUCUUAGGGAGAUCGCCGAGCAGUUCAAGGAGCUCCGGGUAAACAGUGAGGAGGGCAAGGAGGUCCUCUGUGAUGUCUGCCUGGGAGAAGGCCGUCCCAAAGCCGUAAAAUCUUGCCUGGUGUGUCUGACGUCAUACUGCGACGAGCACCUCAAGUCACACGCCAGCAGGUUCACCAAGCACAAGCUGAUAGAGCCCGUGGCCAAUAUGGAGGACCGCAUGUGCUCCAAACACGAGCGGCUCCUGGAGCUCUUCUGCAAGAAGGAUCAGAUGUGCGUGUGUGUCCUGUGCACAGAGACCGACCACCGAGCGCACUACACCGUCCCCGUGGAGCGGGAAUGGACAGAGAAAAAAGCCCAGCUGAAGAGGAGCCAAGUGGAUGUGCAGCAGAUGAUCCAGGAUAGAGUGAAGAAGGUGGAGGAGAUCAAAAACUCUGUGGAGCUCAAUAAAGUGAGUACUCAGACAGAGAUUGAGGACAGCAUGCAGGUUUUCGCUGAGAUGGUCCGCUCCAUUCAGAGAGCUCAGGGCGACGUAGUUCUGGCCAUUGAAGAGAGGCAGAGGCGCACUGAGACCCGAGCCAGAAACCUGGUCAUAAAACUAGAGCAGGAGAUCGACGAGCUGAGGCGGCGGGAUACCGAUCUGGAGAACAUGGAAAGAACGGACCACAUUCACUUUUUGAAGAACUUCCCAGCUCUGAGCAUGGCGCCUUCCGUCCAGGACUGGUCAGACACCAGCGUACCCACAGACAUUUGUGUCGGCCUGAUCAGGACAGCUGUUUGCAAAUUGGAGGUCACUUUAAAGGACAUGGUGGACAAACUGGCAGAUAGAGAGAUCCAUAGGAUUCUGAAGUACUCAGCGGACAUCACUCUGGACCCGAACACCGCCAACCCGUGGUUGCAGCUCUCGCAGGACCGGCGCCAGGUGCGCCACCUGGGAGCAUGGCAGGAUCUCUCCGACUACCCCGAACGCUUUGACACGGUGGUCAUUGUCCUGGCCAGAGAGGGCUUCACCUCGGGCAGACACUACUGGGAGGUCCAGGUGGGCGACAAGGACGACUGGUACCUGGGCGUGGCCAAGUCAUCCGUCAACCGGAAAGGCCGGAUCUCUGUAAGCACCACCCAUGGCUACUGGGCCCUGGCCAUGAAGAAGGGCCACGGGUACCGUGUGUCCACCACCCCGCCGUUACAGCUUGCACUCAACGCCAAACUCAGGAGGGUGGGCGUGUACGUGGACUACGAUGAGGGUCAAAUAUCCUUCUAUGACGUUAAGGCUCGGACACAUAUCUACACUCUAAACGACACGUUGAACGAGAAGAUUCUGCCUUUUUUCUACUUGUACUGCUGCGACAAAUCUUCCGAUACUGUCGUCAUUUGUCCCCUUGCUGACAAAAACCUGAUCAAACAGAGCUAAUUAAUCAUGACGUAUUGCUGGAUGCUAAUGGCGUCGCUUUAAAGGGACAGCUAAACGUCUACCUUCCCAGUAGGAAGUUAGUUUAGCAUCAAUGGGUGAUGCCCAACACCAAAUGCUUUACAGUCGACCCUCGUUUAUUGUAGUUAAUUGGCCUUGACAAACAGAUUUCCGCAAAGUAGGAUACUUAAUCGAAUAUUUUCAUAGUUAGCGCAAUAAAAAACAUUUCCAACCUUCUAAAUACAUUAUUAGAGACCUCUAAAAACAUAUAGGCACCUUUAUGCUUGUUUCUGUUAUGAUCCGUUGCCCGGGUCAUGUUUUGUUCUGUUAGUUUUGACGACCUCAGUUCUGUUUUCAGCACCCCUGGGUUUGUGUUUCAGUUGCCAAGACUGCAGAUUAGUUUCACCUGCCUCUGAUUAGUGUUCGGGACGCUCACCUGCUCCUGGGCACUAAUCAGAGAGCUAUUUAUUCCCGUUUCUCUCCACAAUCAGGCUGGCUUCCUUGUUUGCAUUACGCAACAGUUAAUGACGGCAACAUUUUUGAUUCUUGAUUCCUGUUUGUAUGCUAGCUUCCACGCUAGUCUCUCCCUUAGCUUUGCCUCCCGUGCUAUUGGCCCAACUUUGUUUUUCUGCAAUUCCUGCAUGAUUUAUGCAAAUAAUAUAUAUCAUACCAAAGACUAUAAAAGUGGGACCCAUUACCUUCCUGCUUGGCACUCAGCAUCAAGGUUUAGAAUUGGGGGUUAAAUCACCAAAAUGAUUCCCGGGCUCGGCCACCGCUGCUGCUCACUGCUCCCCUCACUUCCCAGGGGGUGAACAAGGGGAUGGGUCAAAUGCAGAGAGUAAUUUCACCACACCUAGUGUGUGUGUGACAAUCACUGGUACUUUAACUUUAACUUUUAAAUCAUUUCCUACCUGCACCCUGUCUCCGAAGUUUCCGUCUGCAUCCCGGGAGAACGACCCGUGCAUAACCAUGCGACCACGUCGUUACAGUUUCACCCAAUAUAGUAACCUUUACUGUAGCUUACAGUACUGUACUUACCAAUAUGCCAAAAGACCCUCCAAGCAUCAUUGCUAUGGCCGUCACCUGGCCACUACAACACGACCACGACGUGGGGAAUUCCUCUAAGUUAGAAUUGGGCUUUGAGUGUUGAAACCACGGGCGUAAAUAGUUCUGCAAAAACCUGACAGUCAUAGCUGCACCACUAGCUGUGUUGGCUUUGCCUUUCUGCGCUGUCAUUCCACACUGAUCUCGCCAAGGCUGUUUUUAUUGGCCGGACAGUCGCUGAUAGCUAAUAGUGCCUUGCAGUCUCAGGUAGCGUGAAGUGCCGCGCCAAAUGUCCGAUGCUACUUUCAGCUGAUGAAAAUGGAGUUCAUCAAAACGUUGUUCUGCCAAAAGUUAAUUUAAGAUUGUCACAGCGAAGAUUGAGUAGCGCCUGUUGUGUAACCCUUAACCCGGGAAUGGAACUCGGCUUGGUGAAUACUUUCAAAAUACUUUCACUGCUCAGUGGCCUUAUAGUUAGAGUGUCCGCCCUGAGAUCAGUAGGUCGUGAGUUCAAACCCCAGCCGAGUCAAUACAAAGACUAUAAAAAUGGGACCUAUUACCUCCACUCAGCAUCAUGGGUUGGAAUUGGGGGUUGAAUCACCAAAAUUAUUCCCGAGCGAGGCCACCACAGCUGCUCACUGCUCCCCUCACCUCCCAAGGGGUGGAACAAGGGGAUGGGUCAAAUAGAGAGUAAUUUCACCACACUUAGUGUGUGUGUGUGUGUGUGUGUGUGUGUGUGUGUGUGUGUGUGUGUGUGUGACUAUCAGUGGUACUUUAACUUUAACUUUAAAACAUUGCCACGACAUAAUUAAUACAAUAAGAUAAAUACGGCACAGUAAUAUGUAUAGUCCGCACAUAAAACUUAAUUUAACACGUAAUUUAGGCUGAAAACAUUUCGUUUUUUAAUCUGGUGAAGCCGCACUAUUGGAAGGCCGAUGUAGCGAGGGACGACUGUACAGACUUCAUGACUGCUAGAUUUUAACGGUGCCUCAUGUGUCUCGUCUGCUUAAUUGUCUUAAGACAGUGGUUCUUAACCUUGUUGGAGGUACCGAACCUCACCAGUUUCAUAUGCGCAUUCACCGAACCCUUCUUUAGUGAAAAAUAAAAUGUUUUUUUAUAUGUUUUUUUACUGGUGCACAAAAUGAACCGUUCAUGAACAUCACCCUGUUCAAACAACAAAACCAACACAGUGCAUGAACUCACAACAAAUUACACACCUUACACACAUUACUAUGAAUUGAUUAACGUGGACCCCGACUUAAACAAGUUGAAAAACUUAUUCGGGUGUUACCAUUUAGUGGUCAAUUGUACGGAAUAUGUACUGUACUGUGUAAACUGUACUGUUUCAUAUAAUAUAUUCUCUUCCUUUGCAAUCUGCUAGUAAAAGUUUCAAUCGAUCAAUCAAACAAUCUGCAAAUCAGAUGGAAAAUUAGAGGGAACAUUGUUUGGGGGUAUCCAUAAUACGCUGAUAGGGAGAAGUUUCUAUUUACCCGAUAAGUCGGAUGUGUCUUUACCUCCGUGGCGGAGGCUCUGUCGAACCCCUGAGGCCGACUCACCGAACCCCUAGGGUUCGAUCGAACCCAGGUUAAGAACCACUGUCUUAAGAGGUUUCUACUCAUAGCUGCUAAUGCCAGACUGUCUUGUCCCUUCUCCCUUGAGCCUUUUUACAUGAAAAGACCUACACUACAGUAUUGUUUGCAUUGAUUGGUGUGAUUUAAAAGCAGUGUUGCAGC
Nerophis lumbriciformis (worm pipefish) is the source of this 4382-nucleotide messenger RNA. RefSeq names its product E3 ubiquitin-protein ligase TRIM39. The record is from RefSeq and is a predicted model, not a curated record. Gene Ontology annotation, molecular function: zinc ion binding; protein binding. Lineage: Eukaryota; Metazoa; Chordata; Actinopteri; Syngnathiformes; Syngnathidae.